Cucurbita pepo subsp. pepo (vegetable marrow) is the source of this 1708-nucleotide messenger RNA. RefSeq names its product protein P21. The record is from RefSeq and is a predicted model, not a curated record. Lineage: Eukaryota; Viridiplantae; Streptophyta; Magnoliopsida; Cucurbitales; Cucurbitaceae.
CCAUGUUCAAUGAUUGCAAUUUCCAGAACGUCUUCUUCCCCAAAUCCCAGCGGUGCGAUGUCGUGUGUGCGCAACAAACAUCUCCUUUUAUCGAUUCUCCUCCUCGAUUUCACUUUCGCCAAUCAAUUCCUCCAAGCUCAAACCCUAAUCGGCCCUAAUUUUGACGAAGCGCUUCUGCCCUUCGGCUCACACGCAAUCACCGGCACUCUAUCCACCCGCUGCAAUCGCCACGAAUUCGACGGUUCUAUCCCUUUCACUUUGCGUAACAACUGCCCCUUCACAGUUUGGGCCGCCGCCAUACCAGGCGGUGGCCGACAGCUCCAAACCAACGAGGCUUGGGUUAUCGACGUACCCUCCGGCACGACAGGAGGACGCAUUUGGGGCAGAACAAACUGUUCCUUCGACAAAUCUGGCCGUGGAAAUUGCCAGACCGGAGAUUGCGGCGGCGUUCUUCAGUGCGUAACCCUCGGCUCGCCCCCCAAUACUCUUGCUGAGUUUGCACUUGACCAAUUUAACGAUCUGGAUUUCUUCGACGUCUCUCUCGUCGACGGGUUUAAUAUCCCGAUGGAAUUCACACCGACGUCUAACGGAUGCAGCAGGGGCAUCCGUUGCGCCGCCGAUAUCAACGGGCAGUGCCCUAAGGUGCUGAAGGUGGCCGGCGGCUGUAACAAUCCGUGCACAGUGUUCAAGACCGAUGAGUAUUGUUGCAGUAAUUCUUCCACGAGCUGUAAGCCCACAAAUUAUUCGAAGUUUUUCAAGGGUCAGUGUCCGGAUGCUUACAGCUACCCCAUGGAUGAUGCAACCAGCACAUUUACUUGUCCUGGUGCUGGCGCGACUAACUACGCCGUCGUGUUCUGCCCCUCCUAGAGCUGGAAGUCGUUGAACGAGUGGUUAUGAAUAUGAACAAAAUCAGAGAAGGAAGAGUGCUCGUGAGCUUUAGUAGCUGGACAUUCAUGAAAUCCAUCGUUUAUCUUUGCAUGAAUGUGCCAAACAGAAGUGUGUACUCUCGGACAUCUUGAUUGGACACAGUUGCUCGUAGUUGGACGUCUUCAAGAGUGCAAUUUAAACAAGAGUGUGAGUUAAACUUCUACUCUAAGGCUUGACUUAUAAAGCGAGGUAGUGACUAUUGAACAAACUUAGUACGUAGGAAUGUAACUAGAUUUGUUUGCAAAGCCUUACAUUGGAAGGGUAACUCAACCACUUACCAGUUAAAUCGAGGUGGUGACUAUUGGACAAACUUAACACGAAGGAAUGUAACUAGGUUUGAUCACAAAGCGUUACAUUGGAAGGGUAACACCCGUUGAUCCUUUUGUGUAGGUUCAGGAUAACUCAACACUUCCGAGCUAAAUCGAGGCGGUGACUAUUGAACAAACUUAGCAUGUAGGAAUGUACCUAUGUUUGUUUGCAAAGCGUUACAUCGAAAGAGUAAUGCCCAUCGAUCCUUAUGCAUAGGUUUAGGAUAACUCAACACUUCCAAACUAAAUCGAGAUGGUGACUAUUGGACAAACUUAGCUCGUAGGAAUGUAACUAGGUUUGUUUGCAAAGCGUUACGAUGUUGUAUUGCAUGUUAAUGUGUGUAGCAUUAAAGCAACUAAAAGCUAAGUCUUGACCUCUCAUUACUAUUAUUAUCUUUCUUGCCUUGAGUUGUAUAUUUUUAAAUACCCAAAACUCAUCAUAUUUUCUAGUGAUUUGGUUACCUUUUAGUUUA